Messenger RNA from Physeter macrocephalus (sperm whale), 1848 nucleotides. RefSeq names its product NADPH oxidase 5 (gene NOX5). Gene Ontology annotation, cellular component: plasma membrane; NADPH oxidase complex. Gene Ontology annotation, biological process: defense response; superoxide anion generation. The transcript is spliced from 13 exons. Gene Ontology annotation, molecular function: calcium ion binding; superoxide-generating NAD(P)H oxidase activity. Lineage: Eukaryota; Metazoa; Chordata; Mammalia; Artiodactyla; Physeteridae. The record is from RefSeq and is a predicted model, not a curated record.
AUGAGUGCCGAGGAGGACGCCAAGUGGCUUCAGUGGGUGACACACCAGUUUGAAACCAUUGCGGGAGAAGACAGGGAAAUCAACCCUCAAGAGCUCAAAAGAGCCCUGAACGUGAAAGAGUCCUUCUUUGCCAAGAGAUUCUUCAUUCUGUUUGACUUGGAUGGAAGUGGCACCAUCACGCUUCAGGAGCUGCAGGAGGCGUGGACCCUGCUCAUCCACGGCAGCCCCACAGACAAACUCCAGUUCCUCUUCCAGGUGCAUGAUGUUGACGGGAGCGGCUCCAUCAACGUGGACGAGAUGCGCAUCGUGCUGCUAUCGUGCCUGCGUGAGAGCGCCAUCUCGCUGGCCGAGGAGAAGCUGGACCAGCUGACGCUGGCGCUCUUCAAGUUGGCGGACAAGGACUGAAGCGGCGCCAUCACCUUCGAUGAUCUUCGAGAUGAGCUGCAGCGCUUCCCCGGGGUCAUGGAGAACCUGACCAUCAGUGCUGCCCACUGGAUGACUCCUUCCGCUGCCGGGCCGCCCCGACACCGUACUCGCCAGCUGACCUCUGCCUAAUGGCACAACCACCACAGCCACCUGCCCUGCCUGCCCGCCUAUGUGGGCCUCCAUGCGCUGCUCUUUGCCCUGGCAGCUAGUGCGCACAGGGCCCUCGGCGCCAGUGUCAUGGUGGCCAAGGGCUGCGGCCAAUGCCUCAACUUUGACUGCAGCUUCAUCGCGGUGCUGAUGCUUAGGCGCUGCCUCACAUGGCUGCGGGCCACGUGGCUGGCUCAGGUCCUGCCGCCGCACCACAACCUCCAGUUCCACCAGCUUAUGGGCUACGUGGUGGUCGGGCUCUCCCUCAUCCACACCGUGGCCCACGUGGUGAGCUUCGCACUGCGGGCUCAGUCCAAGGCCAGCCCCCUCCAGUUUGGGGAACUGCUGCUCACCACGAGGCCUGGCAUUGGCCCGGCCCACGGCUCGGCCUCCCUGACCCGUGUGGCCCUGUUCCUACUGCUGCCUGGCAUGUCCGCCUGCUCCGGCCCCUGGGUCCGCAGGAGCGGCCACUUUGAGGUGUUCUAUUGGACCCACCUGUCCUACCUCCCAUGUCUGCACGGGCUCAACUUCUGGAAGUGGCUGAUGGUCCCUGGCGCUUUGUUCUUCCUGGAGAAGGCUGUCGGCCUGGCCGCAUCCCGCAUGGAGGCCCUGUACAUCGUGGAAGUCAAUCUCCUCCCUUCCAAGGUCACUCAUCUCCUCAUCAAGAAACCCCCUCUUUUCCACUACACGCCUGGCGACUACUUGUAUCUGAACAUCCACACCAUCUCGCGCCACGAGUGGCACCACUUCACUAUCAGCAGCGCUCCCGAGCAGAAAGACACCAUCUGGCUACACACCUGGUCCCAGGGCCAGUGGACAAACAGGCUGUAUGAGUCCUUCAAGAAAUCAGACCCAGAGGGCUGUGGUUCCGAGAGGCUCUCAAGGAGUUUGAAGAUGAGAAGGAGUCAGAGGAAGCUGCAGGUCUCCGAGGUGUCCUCUGAGAACCACCAGUUCUGUAACAUCAAGUGCUACAUUGAUGGCCCUUACGGGACCCCCAACCGCAGGAUCUUCGCCUCCGAGCAUGCUGUGCUCAUCGGGGCAGGUGUCGGCAUCACCCCCUUUGCUUCCAUCCUGCAGAGCAUCUUGUACAGGCACCAGAAGAGAACGCACAUCUGCCCCAACUGCCAGCCCUCCGGGAGGGAGGGUGUGCAGGAUGCUGACAUGAAGCUCCACAAGGGCUCCCCCAGAGAGACAUUCUGGGCCCUAAAGGCGGGCAUCUCGUUAAAGAACACGGAGCCUGAAAGUCAGGCAGCCGGGAUUCAGUUACAGCCAUGA